GCGUCGAAGAAGUAUUUGUAUUUACUUGUCAAUGAACUGUGGCGGUGCUCGUCGUAACAACUCCCUGCAGAAUAAUGCACCAGGACGAGGGGAAGGAUGGCGGAACCAGGGACGUGGUCGAGGCCGCUGCAAAUCCCACGUGAAAGACAAAACUGUGCCGCAUGGAGACGAUACCGUUCCCAAGGGUGUCUGCCAGACCAUGUGUCCAGCGGGGGAGCUGCGCAAGCGAGAGUUCCAGAAUCGCCUGCACCGCUUCGAGAUGCUGGCGGGCACGGAGAAAGAGCGGAGACCCCGAGCUGACCCCUUGCGUGCCGUCAAGGAGUAUUCUCGACCGGCGGCUGGGAAAGACUCUGCCAACUCCGCCGAGCUCCGCCCCCCUGCUGUGUUGCUAAAAACGGUGUGUUACCUUAUUGAUGAGGUUGCGGCAUCUCCUCAUCUGCAUCCUUGGACUGAAGUAUAUAGCUUUGUUUUCGACCGCCUGCGCAGCGUAAAGCAGGACAUGAUCAUCCAGAGAGCGCACGGGCCGGACUGCGUGGCCGUUUUGGAGCGGAUGGUGCGUUUCCUCCUGUACGCCUCGUACCGGCUCUGCGACGAGCCCCUCCGACAUUUCGACCCCCGCAUCAAUGACACUCACCUCCAAGAGAACCUGCGCUGGCUUCUCGACUGCUACACGCACGAAACCGGGCCUCAUCCCAACCAGGAAGAGUUCCAGGCUCUCGGCUUGCUUUAUAACUUAGGUUCCGCUGUCGCUAUGCAGCACAUCAUGGAGCUUCCAGCACCACUUCGCCACACCCCCGCCAUCAUGCUCGCCAUCUCCAUCAACCAGGCCUUCCUGGAGCGGAACACGGUUCGUCUGCUCCGCUCCGCCCGCCAUCUGAGUUUUCUGCAGGCCUGCGCUAUGCAUCGCCACUUGACGGCGAGCCGCAAGGACCUGCUGCUGGUUUACAGCCACGGCUUCAGCAGCCGGAACUGUCGCUUCCCGCUGAGCGUGCUGUCGAAGCUCCUCGGCUUGGAGAAGAGUCUGACGAGCACGCUGUGUCGGGCGUGUGGCGUGGAGGUCAACGCGGAUGAGCAGGUGGUGUUCUCCAAGACCUCCUUUGCUGAGCCAGAACAAGGGGAACGCUGCUGCUCUCUUUAUCACAACAUAGUGACAGAGAAGCAUAAAGAUCUCACUAUUGGCAGCAUCAUUCAUGGCCCUUUGACAAAAGACACAAGUUAACAAUGAAUCAUUGUGAUACUUGUUGCCAAACCCACCCAAAUAUUGAACAUAUCUAUAUUUUUAUGGCAUUAUGGCUUUUUUUUAUUUGCCAAAGCUAUUUGUUUUUAUUUGCACUUCUACAUCUCUUGGAUUUUGACUUUCAAUAAAAGUUGUACAGACAAGCUGGA
This is a messenger RNA of Syngnathus acus (greater pipefish), 1386 nucleotides long. It is a transcript of the gene sac3d1, whose product is annotated as SAC3 domain containing 1. Gene Ontology annotation, cellular component: nucleus; spindle; centrosome. NCBI's taxonomy places the organism in Eukaryota, Metazoa, Chordata, Actinopteri, Syngnathiformes, Syngnathidae. Bases 32 to 1219 code for a protein of 395 amino acids. The record is from RefSeq and is a predicted model, not a curated record. Gene Ontology annotation, biological process: spindle assembly; centrosome duplication. The transcript has 4 exons.